This is a messenger RNA of Austrofundulus limnaeus, 1672 nucleotides long. It is a transcript of the gene tmtops3a, whose product is annotated as teleost multiple tissue opsin 3a. The record is from RefSeq and is a predicted model, not a curated record. Gene Ontology annotation, molecular function: G protein-coupled receptor activity. Gene Ontology annotation, cellular component: membrane. Lineage: Eukaryota; Metazoa; Chordata; Actinopteri; Cyprinodontiformes; Rivulidae. Gene Ontology annotation, biological process: G protein-coupled receptor signaling pathway.
GUAUCGUGUCCCUGGUGUCCCUGUCCAUCCUGUCCUACGAGCGCUACAACACGGUGCUGCACUCCUCCCAGGUGGACGUGUCAGACUUCAGGAAGGCCUGGCUCUGCGUGGGGGGCACCUGGCUGUACUCGCUCCUUUGGACGCUGCCCCCCUUCCUGGGUUGGAGCAGCUACGGGCUGGAGGGUCCCGGCACCACCUGCUCAGUCCAGUGGCACCUGCGCUCGCCCACCAGUGUGUCGUACGUGUUGUGUCUCUUCUUCUUCUGCUUGAUGCUGCCCCUCCUGCUCAUGGUCUACUCUUAUGGACGAAUCCUGGUCACAGUUAGGAAGGUGGGUAAGUUCCACCUCCUGGCAGCUCAGCGCAGAGAGCAGCACAUCCUGCUGAUGGUGCUGUCCAUGGUGUCUUGUUACAUGGUGUGCUGGAUGCCCUAUGGCAUCGUGGCGCUGAUGGCCACCUUUGGACGAUCCGGUCUGAUCACUCCCGUGGCCAGCGUGGUGCCGUCCAUCCUGGCCAAAUUCAGCACAGUCGUCAACCCGAUUAUCUACGUGUUCUUCAACAACCAGUUUUACAGAUGCUUUGUGGCCUUCAUAAAAUGCAACAAAGAACCACACCCUGUUCAAGGAGAGGAGCACCCAGCUCCAAAACCACAGCUGUCAGAUGCCUUCCCCAUUCGCAGACAAGCCUCCUCCAGCUCCUCACAGCCUCAUUUCCUCAGCAGCAGCAGAAACAGCASGCCCUGCAGCCGCCACAAGGACAGAAACGUCCUGUUUGUCCACUACACACCAUAAAAACKUCAGCUUUAUUCGGACCAGAAGAUGUCUUCUUGGUUGUCUGGAGUCUAAAGCGUAACUAAAAWAAAUAUUURUUUGCAUUUUUUUUCCUCCAAAGAUUUUCCCUUAAUGUUUUGGCAGAUUACUGUUAUCUUUUGUUAAAAACUUUAAUGCAAACCAAAGCUUGGUUCUGCUUUAAAGCGCAUCCAUUUUCAGACGUUUUUGACUGAAAGUGAAUCCGUCCUGCAGAAAUGUUARAUUCAGCAGUUGAAGCUGCUCUUUAAAAAAGAACAAAAGGCUGCAGGACCGACCAAACUUAAGACAGCUGCAAUAAGUUUCCUCAAAUACAAAUAUAUUUUUACGUUUAUUUAAUUGAAUUUUUUUAUAUUUUUGUCCUAAACUGUUAAGCACUCUGUGCAACUCCUAACAAAACAAAGCACAUUCAACUGUGUGUGUGUGUGUGUGUGUGUGUGUGUGUGUGUGUGUGUGUGUGUGUGUGUGUGUGUGUGUGUGUGUGUGUGUGUGUAAAAAAUAAAAUAACUACUUCAUUAGAAAAUGGGUUUGCAGCAAUUCAAAUAAAAUUCCAGCCUCAUUUUCCUAGUUCUGUUGUCUUUUGGUCUCAAGGUUUUUGUUUUCUAAAUGCAACUCUCUGCAGCAGUUAAAAACGUAACCACAUUAAGAACUUUCGCUUUAGCCUGACUUUUGCCACCACAGCCAAGCAUAAUACCUUCUGUGGUAAAAGUGAAACCAGCCAAGACCAAGGAGUAGUUAUCUACAGAAACAAACUUAUUUGCAUUCAGCAAACUUGCAACAAAACUUGAGAAAUCUGAAGCUUAGUCAUCGCAUUUUGUCAUCCACUUAAACUAAAUAAUGCCAAAUGUCAAAUAAAGGUGUAAAAYGUG